Molecule: messenger RNA, 1629 nt
Organism: Colletotrichum chrysophilum
Lineage: Eukaryota; Fungi; Ascomycota; Sordariomycetes; Glomerellales; Glomerellaceae
Exons: 3
Coding region: 1-1629 (542 amino acids)
Source: RefSeq, a predicted model, not a curated record
AUGAUCUCCAGCAUGUCAAAGGCAACGGCGCUGCUCGCCCUCGCUGGCACAGCCACUGCGUCCUCAUACGUCGCGAAUCUGUCCACCAAUGCUCAGGGUCUCUUGAAUGAGUCAAUGGCAUGGAUGGACCAGUACUACGACCGCUCGGCUGGCUACCUCUACGACUUCGGUUCUGCCUCUGCCCUCCGACACGAAACGCGCAGUUCCGUGUGGUACGCGCUCGGUCUCCUCGCCCGUAACAACGGCGACGACGCUGCCGAGGCGGAGAAGAUCAUCACCAACACCAUUGCGGGGCAAUUCAAGGUCGAAUCUGAGCAAUGGUACGGUGACUACCAGAAAUAUGACGGCGAGCCCUACGUCGGCUCAGAGAACUACCCUGGCAGCAUUUACAACUCCUGGGACCCCAAUUGGCGAGGCUUCGUGGGCACUACUCUCAUCAUGGCCCUCGAGGAAUUCCCCCACCUCCUCAGCAACGAUACCCAAGACCUCAUCCUCGCAUCGCUGCACAACACCACCAAGGGCGAUGAGUACCGCGUUGGCGGCGUCGACGACGAUAACCUCUACCCCGCAUACAGCAACCCCGCUAUCAUGCGCGCUCUCGUCUCUGGCUACACCGGCCGUAAGCUUGGCGAUGCCAACAUGACUCAGUCCGGCGAGAACUAUGCGCAGGAGAUCAUCGACCUAUUCGACCGUGCCAACACACUGUCCGAGUUCAACUCGGGCACUUACACUGGUGUUUCCCUGUUUGGUUUGAUUCUUUGGAGCAAGUACCUCCCUGAGGAUUCUGUCAUGACCCAGAAGGGUCCGCAGAUGCUCACCGAUACUUGGAAGGCUGUUGCACAGCUCUGGAACCCUUCUAUGAAGAACAUGGCUGGACCUUGGGAUCGUGCUUAUGGAUAUGACAUGAAUCGCUAUGUCAGUUUGAUGGCCCUGUGGUUCUGGACGUUGAUUGGCAAGGAGAAUUCAUCUCUCAUUUCCGCUCCGCAAGUCAUGUCCCACGCCGCAGACUAUGCCUGGGCCCCUCUCUUCGCCGUCCUCGCAGACUACCACCAGUCUCUCCUUCCCGAAGGCCUUGUCGCCAACUUGACGACCUUCUCUGGCGACCACUUCUUUACGGCAUCGACUUACUACCCUCCCUACGACUACGUUCCCCGCAACAUCACCAGCUGGCUCUCCGAGAACCUCACUAUCGGCGCCGAGUCCUUCAAUGAGAACGUGAUCGGUGGUCCUUCCGAGAACCAAGCAUCCUUCAACCCAGCCGUAAUCCAGUGGAACACCGGCAACGAGAUCUCCUUCAUCUCGCUUUACCCAACUGAGAUGGCCCUCGAUGUCGCGGUCGAGGCCAACAAGCUGACCCUGACGUACCCCAACGGCACGGCCGAUUCCAUCUUCAGCUUCGUGGUCGGCACCUUCAUCAAGAAACCGACCGUCGCCGGCUGGGCUGACGUCCAGGGCUUGAACGUGAGCGUAUCCGGCAACAUCAACGAGACAUAUGCCCUGUCCUUUGCCGGAGAAUACGGUGGUUCGGACUCGAUGAUCCGCGACUUUGAGUUCUGGAACUUUACGUACUCUAUGCCUGCGGGCUUUGAGGGUGCGCCUACAGUUACCCUGGACGUCACUCUUCUUUAG